This is a messenger RNA of Symsagittifera roscoffensis, 435 nucleotides long. RefSeq lists its product as uncharacterized. The record is from RefSeq and is a predicted model, not a curated record. The coding region runs from base 1 to 435 and encodes 144 amino acids. The transcript has a single exon. NCBI's taxonomy places the organism in Eukaryota, Metazoa, Xenacoelomorpha, Acoela, Convolutidae.
AUGCAACGUUCUAGUGAAUUCCUGACAAAAGUCACUUCUGACACCCAAGCAGAAGCGACUAAGGUCAUCAGGUCAGUGACUACACUGAGGGAAGUGGAGGCGGACUAUGAAAGACCUUUAAAACAGAGAGAAGCGGCACGGGUUUCAACUAACACCAAGCUGUCUGUCACAAAUAAGAUGACGCAACCACUGGUGACUCCAUUGGUCGUUGACAGGAUGUCAAUAGAGGAAGCCCUGACUAGGUUCAUGGAUAGAAUGGGUGAGCAACAGGAACAGAUUUCCAACAGAAUGAGUGCACUAGAGAAAGAGAGAGAGAGAGAGAGAGAGAGAGAGAGAGAGCGAGAGAGAGAGAGAGAGAGAGAUAGUUUCACAUUGAGAGAGAAAACUUGCGAGAGGAGAUACAGCACAACAAACAGGAAGUCAGUCAAAGCGUGA